Molecule: messenger RNA, 378 nt
Organism: Penicillium canescens
Lineage: Eukaryota; Fungi; Ascomycota; Eurotiomycetes; Eurotiales; Aspergillaceae
Exons: 3
Coding region: 1-378 (125 amino acids)
Source: RefSeq, a predicted model, not a curated record
AUGGCAGUGCUCUGUUCCGGGGCUAGCCUUAUGUUCUGGCUUCUAAACAGUGAAGUUUUAGGGCAGGAAAAGAGAACGAAAGCAAUCAUUUACGGUCAAAUUAUAAUAGGUGCUACUAUUAUCCUUGGCUCAAUUGCAUCCAUUCCUCUUGCAGUCCAAAUUCCACUCUCUGAAAACGAAAUUGGCGUUCUACUGCUUUUGCUUGUUAUGAACGAGGUAAUUGCGACCGCCAAGAAGAAGAACUACACUGACGCUCAUUUAGUACCUAUCUGUAUCAACUUUGCAAUCACGAUCAACUCAUAUAAUUGUCGUCUUGUUCUUCAUCAGCACAAUGACCAUCUUGUCUUUGACUUUGUAUCUGCCGCAGGAUCGCAAUAA